This is a messenger RNA of Phytophthora nicotianae INRA-310, 2471 nucleotides long. RefSeq lists its product as hypothetical. The record is from RefSeq and is a predicted model, not a curated record. Gene Ontology annotation, molecular function: ubiquitin-protein transferase activity. Lineage: Eukaryota; Oomycota; Peronosporomycetes; Peronosporales; Peronosporaceae. The coding region runs from base 125 to 2278 and encodes 717 amino acids. The transcript has 3 exons.
UGUAAUUGACACCUGAUUGCAUGGCUCGUAUCGGAACCAGAUAUCGAGAUGACCUCAUCGUGGCACUCUCCAACUCGUACACCCUUCUCAAUCUCACAGCCAAGUCCGUGAGCAUUGCUGAGCAAUGUCCGUGGGCGGGACCAUCGCCGUAGCGUGCGCGCUAACACUGCUCCUUGCCAUGUGCUUUGGCUGGUUGGCACGCCGUUCGUUCAAGAAAUUCGAGCGUGAGGCAGAGCUCAACGCGCCGCUCAUCGACUCAGACCAUAGACGUCUGGAUGCAGCGUUGAGAGAUGCUGAAGAAGGAUUUAAUAAGUGCGCAGUCUGUGAGUUUGAGAACUUCAAACGUUGUCAAUUUUGUGCGAUUUGUGGGGAGCUGAUGAGGAAAAGGGACGACGAAGGAGACAGUGAAGGCGCCGCAGAAAAGAAGAAAACACCAGUGAAGCUCUCACUAUUGUCAAUAUUCCGACGUGAAAGUGAUGUGCAGCUUGCCGCAUCUGCAUCUAUCUCGACACUCACGAAUCAUGCCACUCGCCGUCGUGUACGCGCUCAGAGACGAAAGGAGUGGACGCGCAAGCAGGACGUCGAAGGCCGAAUGUACUGGUUUCGUGAUAGCCGCUUAGUUAAGACUGACGCACCUCCCGCGGCAUUUGUUGCAAAGUUUGAGCGUGCAAGUACAGGUCCCGUCAUUGACAAGUGUUUUUGGUCUCAACUACUCCCCAACACCCAGGACUCCAAAAGAUUACCACCUACCACACCCACAAGUCAAGAUCAAUCGAAAGAUGAUAAAAUAACGUCGCCAACGCAUUCACCACACCAUGAAGAUAGUGCUUCAAGUAUUCCCAGCACUCCCGAACCCGAAUCAGGUCUUGGAGAUGGUAACCAAACGCGUCAGAAACCUACGUUAAGACCCCUUGAGCGGCGCAUGGCGAGUUUGAAGAAGUCCGUACAGAAAUUGGAAUUGGUGCUUGUACCAACUUCCGAUAUUGCCGUGGAUGCCUCAAAACUACCCCUCACUAUCUCAAUCGGUCCAAAGCUUACGGCAUCGUAUCCGACUGAAGACGACAUCCCAGAAACUACUGAAACGCCGAAAUCUGUUACAGAAUUCAUGGCAUUCGCCAAACGAGACUUCCCCUCCAAGUAUGCACACUUUGUAAUGAGUGCUUCAAGCCUAUUGGUUCCUGUUGAUAAAGAACACCUACGACUUAAUGUCGAACGUGCAAAGGUGUUCAUGGAUUCGAUGGAAUCUCUCGCUGUUAUUCCGCUUCGAAAUUUACAUUCUGUAAUGCGUAUAAACUUCAUUGACGAGAACGGUAUCGAUGCUGGAGGGCUUCAACGUGAAUGGUUCGUUAUGCUCAACGAGGCGCUAGUGGAUCCAGCACAUGGACUCUUUGUGUGCACCAACAAGAGCGAGCAGACCUACUUUUUAAGACCGUGCUCGAACGUGGAUGAUCUCCCUCGCCAGCUAUUCCACCUCUUAGCAGCUGGUCGUUUACUUGGACGAGCUUUGCUAGAGGGAUCAAUGCUGUGCUUUCACUUAGCUCCACCACUUCUGAAGCUGAUCUUGGGUUAUCCAUUGAGUUUUUCGGAUUUGGAGGAUUUGGAUCCUGAAAUGUACAGUAAUUUGCGGUGGCUUCUGGACAAUGAUAAUGUGGACUCAUUAGGGAUCGACUUUACUGUCACCGCCAAGGAUGGAGACACAUACCACACGAUUCAACUCGUACCCGGUGGAAAGAAUCUCGCCGUCUCCGACAGCAACAAACAUGAGUAUGUGGAACGCAAGUGGCAAUACUUAUUAGUGGAGAGUAUAGCACCCCAGCUACAAGUUUUUCUUCGGGGGAUUUACGAAAUCAUUCCUCGCGAACUCCUUUUGCUCUUUGAUCCGGAGGAAUUCGACUUUUUGUUAUGUGGUUCUGAAGAAAUCGAUGUGGACGAUUGGGAGCGCAAUACCAAAUAUUCAGAAGGGCUUCAUCACACUCGAGUUCUCAAGUGGUUCUGGGAACUUGUACACGAGAUGCCGAACGAAUAUCGCCGUCGAUUGCUGCAGUUCGCGACAGGGUCGUCACGUGUACCGCUCGGUGGUUUCGGCGCGUUGACAAGCUAUGACGGUCGUCUAUGCCCAUUCACACUGAAAGUUGUGCCGCUCGUCGGAGGCGGCUUUAUUCACAGUCAUGCUUGUUUUAAUCGGUUGGAUUUACCGCUUCACGUGACCCGAGAUGAGCUGAAGGCUGUACUGCACGCCAUACUGGAGACAGAGGCCUAUGGCUUCACGACGGACUGAUAAUAUUCUCAAUUUGCCAAUUGAAUAAAGUAGAAUCGUGCUCUAAAUUGCAAUUUGUUAGUGUAGGUGGUGACUCGACUGGAACCAAGCAAGCUGGUUACCAGCCUGGUAGGCGUCGAGUAAUCGUGUCAACUUACUCGUGUACCGUCCGAAAAGGUGCACACUCAUCUGCUGUACCGCCAAAUGUAACCAC